AUUAAAGUAGUUUUGACAUGUCAUGAAAAAACACAAAAAGUAUAUGGAGCAGAUGAGCAGCAGGGAGAGAAAGUUGUUAAUUAACGACUUUCCAAAACCAAAACAGUAAAUCAGUAAAACAUCUACUAACAGAUGUUUUGUGUGCUAUUUUUACACUCCCUUCACUAAUGUCAACAUGUGCUCAUGUGUUCAACAUCAGGCUUGGUGGGAGUGAAACUUGAGACUGAAGCCAGUUCAGGGUCAAACUAGAGGUCACUAAACUGAGUGACCAAAGUCUGAAGUCUUCUCCUGUCAAGUCAGGUCAGGUUAAUGCAUUAAAACAAAGUUAAUAAAAAAUAUGUUGAUAUUAAAUGUAUGUACAUUGCAAAUGUUUUCAAAAAGGUUCAAAGAGUAAAUAUGUGCCACACAAGGCACUGUGUUUCAAGCUUGUAAGUUGAUACUGAUUUACAAAAAGGCAUUUCUGAGUCAGGACAGUCCUUUUUGCAAAUGCAUAAAUCGGGUUUUAUUCAGAAAAGAUUUCAACUCAGCACGGGCCAGUGUGAGACUCUCAUGGUAUAACAAUGAGUGAUAAAAACUGAGUUUUAUUAGAAAAAAAAAUGAAAACAAACCCAUAUAUUCCUUAUAUAUGCCAGAAAAAUGCAACUGGACAUUGCUGUAGCCAGCAGCCCACGUUUAGCAGACUGCUCCAAAACUGUAGCUUUACAGCCUCCCUUUGAUAAGAACAGUGUUUAUUUGCUUUUUUCUUUUCUUUUUUUCUUUUUUUUUUUUUACCAGGACAGUUCAUGUUUGUUGUGAUAAGAAAUGUUUCCAGACAGCUGAAUUUGUCUUUCUUGAAACUGAUGGAAAAUUGCAGCUGCCUUCAUUCGGCCUGAUGACCAGGACUCUGUCACUCCAGCACUUUCCCCACGAUUUCAUCAAGAGUAGCAAACUAUAGCGAUGGGCAACAUGGACUUAAAGUUUUAUCACAUUGUUUUGUGUUACUAUGGCGAUAACGAUAAAAGUGACAAUAACAACUUUUUGUUCCUUCUUUUUUUUCGGUAAUUAUGUGGCUCUGACUGAUUCACAGCCCCACAAACACAAAUACUGCUCUCGAAAAACAUUCCCAUUUUGUAAAACGCUUCACUAAACGGCACACAGUAACUGAAAUAUUUUCAAAUGCAAUGCAAUCUAUUGAUACUCUCAACAGUGGGAAAUAUAAUAAAGUUAACAUUCCAGACAAUUCACAUAGUUUUGGAGGCAUUUAAGCAUCAAAAGCCUUGCCUUGUUUAAUGUCUCACUAUAACUCUAUAUUGCUCACUAGCCUGCGCCUUUUUUUUUUUUUUUACUGAUAACAAUAAAAUAAAAUGUUGACUCUGUCAUUCGCAUGACAAUAAAUCUCCGUUUACAAUAAGUGAUUUAUACCUCCGUUUAGCAUUAACUGUCUUUCCGUAUGGACCUUCGCAGAUCCGGAGAGGAAGCCAUGCAUCCAGGAGCCCUGCGUCCCAUCAGCCUGUGUGUGGUGUUUUGCAUCAGCAGAAGCCUGGCCACACAUUUACCUCUUUACGGUCCCCUAGAGGGAAGUACGGAUGAGGAAGAGUUUAGUCUCAUAAAUUCAUCCGUCGUUCCCAGAGUUCAUCCAACUGAGUACCAAACCACACCACCACCGGAGCCGUCACGAGAAGGAGGAAACCUCCGCGAGUUCACCAGGUUCCUGGAGGAGAACAUGCUCCUCAUCCUCGUUUCAAGCACACUCAUCUUUCUCACCCUCCUCAUUACCUGUGGAGCGUUUUUCAUGAGCCGCAGGCUCAAGGUGAACUCCUACCACCCGUGCUCCUUCCCCUCGAAAAUGUACGUGGACCAUCAGGACAAGACCGGAGGCACCAAGCCCUUCAACGAAGUGCAAGCCAAAGCCGUUCCUGAGCUGGAAAUGGAGCCAGUGGACUCCAACAAGCAGCUCCAGGCUGAAAUCUUAAGAGCUGCAAGCAGCCUACGAACGCCAAGUAAGUGUCCUCAGGCUGCAGAAAGCAGCGAGACAGCGGCGGACCCCAGUCCUGAGGACGACUUGAAACCAGACCACAGCGUCCCGGAGCAGCAGCUGCCGACUCUGCCUGAGGAGGAGCAGUGUGAGCUGCUUCCCGACAGCAGGGAAGCCGAGGCAGCAGGUUUAGAGUCGGACCAUCCAGAGCAUCUUCACCCGGGAGACGGGGAUUCAGAGGAGCCUCCGACCGGAAGGAGUCUGCGGCCCUCGUCUCUGCACAUUCACAAUGAAACUGCAACACUGCAGCUGAUCGCCGGAGAGAAAACGGCCUUCUAAUCAGCCUUAAUGAGACAAGCCGAGAACUUAUUCACAGGGAUCCUCUAGCGACGUUUCAUUCUCGCCACUACUGUGUCAUUUUGUAAAGAAAACAAGUCUUGUAAGACGUUUUAGCAAAGGACUAA
Poecilia latipinna (sailfin molly) is the source of this 2418-nucleotide messenger RNA. It is a transcript of the gene tmem119b, whose product is annotated as transmembrane protein 119b. NCBI's taxonomy places the organism in Eukaryota, Metazoa, Chordata, Actinopteri, Cyprinodontiformes, Poeciliidae. Gene Ontology annotation, biological process: positive regulation of osteoblast differentiation; ossification; positive regulation of bone mineralization. The record is from RefSeq and is a predicted model, not a curated record. The transcript has a single exon. The coding region runs from base 1430 to 2293 and encodes 287 amino acids. Gene Ontology annotation, cellular component: plasma membrane.